Molecule: messenger RNA, 1937 nt
Organism: Lytechinus variegatus (green sea urchin)
Lineage: Eukaryota; Metazoa; Echinodermata; Echinoidea; Temnopleuroida; Toxopneustidae
Product: alpha-N-acetylgalactosaminide alpha-2,6-sialyltransferase 2-like
Exons: 11
Coding region: 549-1883 (444 amino acids)
Molecular function (GO): sialyltransferase activity
Source: RefSeq, a predicted model, not a curated record
UGUGUUGGAAGCUCCUUGAUCCUACCGGCAUACCAUAGAGCUAUUAGCUCCACGAUCCACCAAGAGGUCGCGCUUUUGUAUACCACUGCAGUGACUGCACAUAAUACACCAGCAUUGCGAACCACACACAGUACAUCUUGAAGGUCGAGAAUCUCUAAAUUUUUCUGCUUUGUCUCUGCCGCAGUCAUUGCUUAAGAUCAUCUGUGGUUAUUGAAAUCCCACCCACUUCAGCCCAUCAAUCAGGAAAUCUGCAUGUGCUCCCCAUUGGCUGGAUGAAAACUGUCCUCUAUCCACGACCACAAUGGGUAACCCAAUUCACAGAAUUUUUAGACGAUGAUGAUGUGAGCAGGGCGCUUUGACUGCAGACGGUGAUCAGUCUCAAAUACUUGGAUGGUUUGAGUUGGCACGUUUGGGCUCUGUACACUAUUCCAAUAAGAUGAGGUGCUGAACCUUGAUAUUGUGUUCCUCUUCUCCAUCGUUCAUUUUCAUCAUCUUAUCUUUAGAGAGACGACGGGAGGUGUCGUUGGUCGUGGAAGAUUUACACCAUCAUGGCCAACUGCCCUAAAUGGUUACAGCAUGGAAAGAAUUGGUUCCUGGUAUGUUUGGCAUUGUGUGUGUUAGGUUUAAUCUUUAUCCUGCUCAUCAAUGAUACAAGUAUUAACAUCAUGCAGAGGACUGUCAGUGCGCACAGUAGAAACAUUGGCAGAUACUCCAAGGAUAAGAUCCUACCCAUCUUAUCAAACAUGUUACGAGGCACGAAGACGGAGGCAGAGCUUGGAGACAUGGAGAGAACCUCGGUCAAUGGGUCAUUCUUCAGGUCAAACUUAGAUGAUAUCCAAGACCAAGAUUACAGCCAAGCCCCAGAGUUACCCAUGGCUAAGAUGCUCAUUGAAGAGAAAAAAUAUCGCCAUGAUGAACAGUUUGAAAAGUACAUUAAAUGCCCUACCUCAGUGCGGAAGAAGAUGUUGGAUAAUCCUAAGAUUCGAUCCAAGUUUAUUCCUGAUAUACCAAUCCUCAUGUGGGAUAAACACUUUAAUGCCAGCGAGUAUAGAAGACUUACUCAAUAUAAAGGAAUCAAUGGAUGGAGAAAUAUAAAUUAUACUGAUGUUCGUAGCAUGGUUGGACAGCUCAAUUCUCCCAACAAUCAGUACAUGUUUGAUGACAGGUUACGGAAGGUCAAAGGUCAAUCAAGCGAUUGCACAACAUGUGCUAUCAUUGGCAAUGGAGGCAUUCUUAAGGGUUCGGGUAAAGGAGCAGAAAUAGAUGCUCAUGAUUAUGUAUUCAGAGUUAAUGCAGCAGUGACAAAAGGGUUUGAGAAUGAUGUAGGUAAGAAGACAUCCUUUUAUUGUUUUACCAUGGUCACACUCCACAACACAUUGGCACUGAGACACAGGACAGGAUUUGAAAUACCAAAAGGAGAUGAGAAUCUUCGUUACCUAUUCUUUGCUGAUUCUGACUGGACGUAUACCUUUCUAUCGGCUGCAUUGUCUGGAAAACCUUUACCAAAAAGCACAGGCAAAUACCAUAGAGGUCCUCCAGCCUUUCCUAAGCCGUUGACUGCUGAUAAUAUCAAAGUUCUACAUCCAGAUUUUGAGAGAUAUAUUAAAUUAAAUUGGGUUAAUUCAUCAGCGCAACAUAAAGACGUCCAUCGCCCCACUACAGGUGCAAUCAUGCUAUUAGCAGCCUUACAUACAUGUGAUCAGGUAUCUAUAUAUGGAUUUGCAGGGAGCUAUUCUGCCUUCAGUGAACAUUACUAUGAUAAGACUUAUUCAAAGCAUGUCAAUUAUGCAAAUCAUGACAACAACGCAGAAAAUAAGCUUUGGCAGUUCUUAGAUGAGCAAGGAAUUGUCAAGCUGUACCGGAGGUCUGCCGAAGAAGGCUAGUGUAAUGGAAUAAAGCUUGCUCCGGUGAGAGGAAUAGAGAGCAUUUUUUUAGAU